Molecule: messenger RNA, 1839 nt
Organism: Styela clava
Lineage: Eukaryota; Metazoa; Chordata; Ascidiacea; Stolidobranchia; Styelidae
Product: bifunctional polynucleotide phosphatase/kinase-like
Biological process (GO): DNA repair
Cellular component (GO): nucleus
Molecular function (GO): polynucleotide 3'-phosphatase activity; protein binding; double-stranded DNA binding
Source: RefSeq, a predicted model, not a curated record
CAUUUCAGCAUUUGCUGAUUCAGGUGCUGGCCGGUUAGAGCAAAUUUCAUACUGGAUUGUCAACAUUGGAUUUCAUAUGUAUAUUUAAUGGGUCAUAGAUAAUUCUGUAUAAUGCUUCAAUUGAGGUGCUGUAAUGAUAGACACGAACCUAUUCCAUUACCAAAUGGUGUUCCUGUCAUACUAGGAAGAAGUCCACAAACAAAAAUCAUUGAAAAAAUUUGUUCAAGAAAGCAAGUUGAAUUAACAGCAAACUAUGAAAAAGAAAGCGUCACUUUGAAACAUCUUGGAACUAACCCGUCUAUGAUUGGUCAACAAGAGAUUGCAAAAGGACACGAGAAGAAGUUAAAAGUUGGUGAUAUUUUCUAUUUUGUUGUUCAACAAUAUCCACAUGAAAUUAUUAAAACGCCAAAAACAACAGCUGAAAAACGAACAAUCGACUCAUAUUUUGGGCCUUGUUCUUCAGAAUCCAGAACGGAAACACCACUAACAAAAAAAGCCAAAAUGGUAAAUGAAGAUGAGGUAUCGGAUGAUCAGAGUGAUGAUGAAAAUAAAGUUGUGGAAAAGCUCAAAUUUUUACAAAGCAAAAGUCUAUCCAUUGUGAAAACAGAAAAAUCAAAAGAUGGUGGUAGAGAGAAAAAUGUAUUUAGCGGAUGGAUAAAAUCUGACUAUCCAGUUGGUUGGGAAGAAAAAGAAGGCUUAUUAAUUUAUCAUUCUCCGCAGUUGUAUAAUUCAUCAAAAAUAGCAGCAUUUGAUAUGGAUGGUACAAUAAUAACAACAGCAUCGGGUAGGACAUUUGCAAAAGAUCAUAAUGAUUGGAAGAUACUUUACGCCGAAGUACCAGGAAAAUUGAAAAAGCUUCAAAAUGACCAAUAUAAAAUAGUGAUAAUAACCAACCAACUGGGGAUUGGGAAAGGUAAACUUCAACCAAAGGAUUUCAAAACCAAAGUCGAAAACAUUUUGGGAAAGCUUGGUAUUAAAGCUCAGGUGAUAGCAAUUACGAAAAAGGGUCCGUCUCGAAAACCUAACAUUGGAACAUGGACUUGGCUGGCAAAAGAAGGUAAUGGGGGAAUACCUAUCGAUAUGUCUCAUAGUUAUUAUGUCGGAGAUGCAGCUGGCCGCCCAAAAGAUUGGGCUCCAAAAAAGAAAAAAGAUUUUUCGUGUACUGAUAGAUUAUUUGCUAUGAAUUUGGAAAUUGAUUUCAAAACUCCCGAGGAAUAUUUUCUUUCGCAAAAGCCUGUUAAAUUCAACAUGCCUGAAUUUGAUCCAAAAAGUGUCAUCGACAACAAAGUUUUAAUAAAAAACAUGGAUGAGCUGAUCAGCAAAAAACAAGAAGUUGUGAUCAUGGUUGGGUAUCCAGCCAGCGGAAAGUCUACCGUUUCUAAAGAUUAUUUGGAAGCAAAUGGAUAUACCCUUGUAAAUCGAGACACAAUGAAAACAUGGCAAAAAUGUGUGGCGGCAUGUACACGUUUCCUCAGCGAAGGAAAAAGUGUGGUCGUGGACAACACAAAUGCAGACCCAGAGUCAAGAAAAAGGUAUAUAGAUUGUGCUAAAGCAAGAGGCUGCGAUUGCAGAUGCUUUGCUAUGCAAGUGACAAUGGAACAUGCAAGACAUAAUAAUAAAUUUCGAGAACUCUCAGGAUCGGAUCAUGAUAAAGUACCAGACAUGGUCUUUUAUCAAUAUAGAAAAGCUUACAAAGAACCAAGCAUGAAAGAGGGAUUUUCAAGCAUUGUAAAAGUAAACUUUGUUCCAAAUUUUAAAAAUGAUGAAUUGAAAAAACAAUAUUACAUGUUUAAUGAUUAACUAUAAGUAAACAGUCUGCUAUUUCUUGAUGAUUGUUAC